UUCUGCAUCCUCUCCGCGGGAGGAAGGAGGUGCAUUCGGCCGGGCAGGCUCCGCGGGGGAGGCCCAGCGAGCUGGGGGCUGCACCCGAGGGGCCGGGCGAGGUCGCGGAGGAGGCUGCUCGCUGCGGCGGGUGCCCGGGCCGAGAACAGUCCACCUGCCGAGGAGGGCUCCGUGCAGCCAUGGGCUACCAGGGGCAGCGACCUGCCAUCCCGCCGCAGAGUGAUCUAGAUGACAAAGAAACCCUCGUUUCUGAACAGAGGCGCGGAGGGAAAACCUGGCGUCUGUCUGCCGCCGUUUUUAAUGUUGUCAACUCGAUUAUAGGGUCUGGUAUAAUAGGAUUGCCGUAUUCGAUGAAGCAAGCUGGCUUUCCUCUGGGAAUACUGCUUCUAUGCUGGGUUUCAUACGUUACAGACUUUUCCCUUGUUUUAUUGAUAAAAGGAGCAGCCCUCUCUGGAACAGAUACUUACCAGUCUUUGGUCAAUAAAACCUUCGGCUUUCCAGGCUACUGCAUCCUCUCUGUUCUACAGUUUUUUUAUCCUUUUAUAGCUAUGAUAAGUUACAACAUAAUAACUGGAGAUACUUUGAGCAAAGUUUUCCAAAGAAUCCCAGGAGUUGAUCCUGAAAAUUUAUUUAUUGGCCGUCACUUCAUUAUUAUACUCGCUACAGUUGCCUUUACUCUGCCUUUGUCUUUGUAUCGAGAUAUAGCAAAGCUUGGAAAGAUCUCUCUUAUUUCUACAGUCUUAACAACUGUGAUUCUUGGAAUUGUAAUGGCAAGAGUCGUUUCCUUGGGUCCAUACAUACCGAAAACAGAUGAUGCCUGGGUAUUUGCAAAGCCCAAUGCCGUUCAGGCUGUCGGUGUGAUGUCGUUUGCCUUUAUUUGCCACCAUAACUCCUUCUUAGUUUAUGGUUCUUUGGAAGACCCCACAGUAGCUGAGUGGUCCCGGGUCAUCCACGUGUCCAUGCUGGCUUCUGUGUUCGUCAGUCUUCUCUUUGCUGCAUGUGGCUACUUGACAUUUACUGGCUUCACCCAAGGAGAUUUAUUUGAAAAUUACUGCAGAAAUGAUGACCUGGUAACAUUUGGAAGAUUUUGUUAUGGAGUCACUGUCAUUUUGACAUAUCCAAUUGAAUGUUUUGUAACAAGAGAUGUAAUCGCCAAUGUCUUUUUUGGUGGGACACUUUCCUCAGUUUUCCACAUUAUCAUGACAGUGGCCAUCAUCACUGCAGCCACGCUUGUGUCACUGCUGACUGACUGCCUAGGAAUCGUUUUAGAACUCAAUGGCGCGCUGUGUGCGGCUCCCCUCAUAUUUAUCGUGCCAUCAGCGUGCUAUCUGAAACUGUCUGAAGAACCGAGGACUCACUCAGAUAAGAUGAUGUCCUGCGUCAUGCUUCCCAUCGGCGCCAUCGUGAUGGCGGCUGGAUUCGUCAUGGCUGUCACCGAUCCUCAAGACUGUACCCACGGGCAGGAAAUGUUCUACUGCUUUCCUGGCAAUGCCUCCGUCACUAACAGCUCAGUUUCUCAUUUUCAACUGACAACACAACUUUCAAUUUUGAACAUCAGUAACUUUGAAUGAGUUGCCUGCUUUAAAAACUAUGCAUGUUUUCAUAGACUUCUCUAGUGUAUGACAUUCACACAUGUUUUAGUCUGCAUAUCAUGAAAUUAUUAGUUUGGCAUUUAAUUAGACUUGGUUUUCUUUAUUCUUUAGUCCAGUAUAAAAGAUAAAGGGGGAAAAAAUUACGUGUGUUUCAUUUUAAACUGGGACAAAAUACAUGUUUCGUUUUAAUGAUGGCACUGCAGUAAUCUUAACUUGCAGAAGGAAAAGUGAAGGCUCUGGCAUUUGCUGCCAUCCUCUCAAAGCAAUAUUCUUUUCUCUAAUGUCUGAGCUGAUAUAUUGCACUCCAAAAUAAGUAAGUGAUUGUGGGUUGGAAUUUUGCGGAUGUGUCCUUUAUGAGAAAGAAAUGAUUUUUCUCAAAGUUUAUGGCAUCUAAGGGAGGGAGAAGGAAACUCAUAUUCCAGGAGCAAAGUGAAGGUUUUAUGUAAUUAUAAUUUUAGCCACAUCCCUUGUUUAGAGGGUAGUGAACCCCUGGAGAAAUAAGUAAAAUCCUUCUCAUGUUAAGAAGGUGAAUAAUAGGAUCUACAGAGCAAGGUGGGUGAGGAACCGAAACUACCUCUCAAGUUUUGAUCCUAUGGGAAUAUGACAGUAGUGCUAUUAAAUGAAUUAUAAAGCAGGGAAAGCCGCAAGCUGUUCUGAGGCACAAGCCCAGGAGAUCGGUUAUGUAGCAGCUUUGGACCUGUUGAAUUGAACCUACUGGUAGGACGAUGCCCUGGAAACUGAACCUUCAGAUUAGACGCUUGCAAGAGAAUCAGGGGUACAGACAAGGCAUUCUAACUCCUCCGGGGCUCCACAGAUACAUACUUAGGAGCUCUGUUGACAGGAUUAACCAGAAGCAGACACUCAGGUGGAGUUUGGUAUGCAGAGUAUUUAUUAGGGAUCAUAACUAAUGGGACUAGGGGGAAAGGAAGAUGGGGAGGGUGAACUGGAACAGGCCCACGAAGCCUCCGCGAGGUCCACAGGGUGUCUGGAGCAUACAUGGUCCAUGUGACUUGUCCCUGCUGAGGUGAAAUAGCCAAGUUCUGAUACCAUUGCCUCCACCAGUUCUUGAAUGUGGGCACCUGUAGAGGAUAUGCCCCUGGGAGAAGCAGCCCUCUGCAGCUGAGAAAACCCUAAAGGAACUCAGUUUUUUAUGAGUUUUUAUAUGUUUUGCUGAGGAUUUCAUGUCUUCCUAUCUAUGGCAACCUUUCAAAAGUAGCAAGAAAAUUUGGGACCCUCUGGGCGGCUAUCUUAUAUCAAGGAUCACCCAGGAUUUGAUUUCUCACCUUUUCAAUUGUAUUUCAAUCAAGCUGACAAUCCACAGUACUCUAUUAACUGUUGCCAAAUAGGAAAUAUCAUAAGCAGAGUUAAUAUCCACAUGAUGUGUUUGUACAAAUCCCAGUCCAAAAAAGAAAAAAAGAAAUCGCACAAAAAUGUGUAUAAAGGAUCAUUUCACUGUAGCUGGAGUGAAAAAGUGGUGAGAGCUGAGUCAUCGUGUGACUCAGAGUGAGAAAGGCCUAUUGAAAGUGUAGGAAGCUGCACCUUACCAGGCAGAACCGGGCUCAGACAUCGGGUGCUGAUUUCUGCUUCAAUAAAGCUGCAUCGUGCCACUAAAUUCAUUUAAAUUCUGCUGGCUGCAUAAAUUUUCAGUAUUUAAUUUACAGAUUUGUUUUCUGUAACUGAGAAUCACAAGGUUAAAUGGUUUGUGCCUGUUUUUAGACUGAUGCAUGUUCUAAUAAAAUAAUAAUUAAAAUGCUUGCAUUCUGCACUGAGGGAAUGUAAGGAAAUUUUGCAGCAGCCCAUCCCUACAUUACUCAAGACUGAAAAACACUGACCUACAUAGUUAUUAGAUAAAGUCAUGAAAGAUGAGAUUUCCAAGAGUGUACAAAGAGAAAUGCGUCAAGGAUAAUGUAAUUCAGCACGCAGCCCUCUAUUAUCUUGUACUUUGGGUAUUGCUUCAGAUAGGUGGACCUUGGCUUUCAAGAAGGUAAAAAACUUCUGGUCAGAACUGAGUUUUGCAUUAAUGCCUAAUAAAUAUUUGUUAUCCUCCCAACCCCCAUCAACUGUAGAAUAAGACUGCCUUUGACCCAGUUAUUAGCUGCGUGAAUUUUCAACGUCUUUCAAAUUAUGACAGAAUAAAUCUUAGAAAUUCA
Messenger RNA from Manis javanica (Malayan pangolin), 3742 nucleotides. RefSeq names its product solute carrier family 38 member 11 (gene SLC38A11). Gene Ontology annotation, molecular function: L-amino acid transmembrane transporter activity. NCBI's taxonomy places the organism in Eukaryota, Metazoa, Chordata, Mammalia, Pholidota, Manidae. Gene Ontology annotation, biological process: amino acid transmembrane transport. The record is from RefSeq and is a predicted model, not a curated record. Gene Ontology annotation, cellular component: membrane.